This is a messenger RNA of Acytostelium subglobosum LB1, 840 nucleotides long. RefSeq lists its product as hypothetical. NCBI's taxonomy places the organism in Eukaryota, Evosea, Eumycetozoa, Acytosteliales, Acytosteliaceae. The record is from RefSeq and is a predicted model, not a curated record. Bases 1 to 840 code for a protein of 279 amino acids. The transcript is spliced from 2 exons.
AUGGACACUAGGCGCCGCACUAACGUGGACCCCAAUAAUGUCAAUAUUCAAUCAUGUCUAUCUUAUGCUCUGGUGUCAAAGCGAUGGUUCAUAUCAGUGUCACAACUAGCUCCUGUCUCCUUCACAUUUCCUCUUCGUGACGUUCUCUUCAUCGAAAGAUGCUUGACUUUGCUGUCGGACAUUGAGCACAACAACGAGUGCCAACAACUGCACAUUGAUCGACACUGGAUCAAGAAGGUGACGAUCGAUUGUGUACUGGACGAUCUUAUCCUAUACGAGCUCGAAAACUAUGACCUCAAAGACAAUGCCAAGCUUGUUGUCGACAACCUCUGUCUUUUGUUCCCCAACAUCUGGCAGGCCUCUCUCAACUAUGUUCCAACCUUCUAUAGCUUCAACCACGCAUAUAUAUAUCACUUUGGCAUGCUGCCCACAAAUGUUCCAUUCUCUGUCGUUGUCAGGCCUGGCCAAUUGGAGCAGUUCCUCAAUCAUGUACAACAGGGUGAUGUUUCGGUCAAGCAUUUGACAACAACGAGAUGGCCAACGGGCCAGUUGCCUCCCAACAUACACUCGAUGACUCUCAACAAGAAUCUAUCACAGAGAUACAUCAAUAUCACCGUGCCCCACAACAAACUGCAAACUACAUCACAUGCUCUGGACUUUAGCAAACUCAGAAUGCUUCACCUAUUCGACUACUACCUUGAAGACCAGGAUCUGGCCACAGCCUUCAGUUCCCCAACGCUCAAAUCAAUCAUGAUAUGUGUCCCUACAAUCCUCACUUUGGCCACACUGGCGGCCACAAUGGAUCUGCUACACUCUGCAACGAUAUCUUUGACAACCUGA